Molecule: messenger RNA, 2742 nt
Organism: Sporisorium graminicola
Lineage: Eukaryota; Fungi; Basidiomycota; Ustilaginomycetes; Ustilaginales; Ustilaginaceae
Exons: 1
Coding region: 1-2742 (913 amino acids)
Source: RefSeq, a predicted model, not a curated record
AUGUCGAUCUCGCCUUCGACCUCGAUGCCGCAACACACCUCGCUCGUGCCUCUCGACGACAUCGUAUCAGCCCCGCUCGAUACGCCUACCGACGCCACAGCGUGCUGCGACACUUUCAGCGACGAACAACAGACCAGCAGAGCUGACUCAGGUCAGAGAGAGAUCCGUCUGGGCAGAAGGCCGUUCCAGCGCUUGCCGAUUCCGGGAUUCGUUGCGUCUUCUGGGAACGACACUCACGACGAAAGCGAAGCUGCUUCUGACGCAUCUGUUGGAGAGUGGCUAGGCAACGAACACGGCACUGAGCGGGAGGGAAGAGAAAGCUUCCCACAAUCACCGGGCGAGUCUCUGGUCUCGCGAUUCAGCCCGUACCAGGAAGAGCGGUCGCCGGCAGCAGCACUAUUCUCUCGACUCGUAUUCGGCUUCCAUCACGCAAAGGACAGGCGGAGCCGCAGCAGAAGCUCUUCGGACACCAGGAACGGAAAGCAGCUUCAUCCUUCUCCACCACCUGCACCACGCGGUGGGAUCGAGCUCGAGCCCGAAGACCUCGUCGUCGUACCCAAGAGAAAGACCGGCAAACGCAAACCGAUCCCUGCCUCGCUGUUUGCAUUCGGUGGUGGUAGUCGAGAAGGUCCUCAGUUACGGAGCGCCUCUGUGCCAGACGUGUUUGCAGAGACACACUUCACCAGUAACGAGUUUGGAGAGGAAGGGAUACCGCACGCGAUCGAAGCUCGCAACUCUCUUGGACUUUUCCUGCCGCCGCCCAUCGAGCAGCAACACGCGACAGAAGCAGCAACGGCUACCGAUCCCUCCGUACCCGAUAAGGUUUCGCAAGAUUCAUCGCUUGCCUUCCCUCCGCAACAGCGACUGAAGCGAGCCACACGAUCGAUCUCGGAAACACACAACCGCGCUCGACGUCGGUUCGCGUCGCUCGACGCUGACACCACCACAGCCGUAGGCUCAGCGCGCGACAACGCUGCCAGCGCGAGCCUGUCCGAUUCGAGCGACAGCGAUUCUGGCGGAGACGACCGGCGUGUUCCGCAUAGUACCAAGAGAGGCAGGACACGCAGCGGGAGUGCCCCUGUCUAUCCUAGUUCAUCUGCUGCAGAUUUUGCCGAGCAAGGAGAAGGCGAAAGACGGUAUUCAAUCGAUCAAGAGUCUCGACCUCUGCGACGGAUAUUGCGGACGAGGAAAGGCGAAAUGCGGUCGGUGUAUCUCUCUCGCACACCGCCUCCGACUGGGGCUUAUCCGACGUCACGCCACCUUCAGCCGCUGCCGCUGAUUCAGAACCUGGCCGCGGGAGAGGACGGCGAGGUGAUCGAGGUACUCAAAACGCCAGAGGCGGCUUCGCAACCCUCGUUCCCACUGCCCCGCGCGGCCGCUAUGUCGUCCCCCGCUUAUGCCUCGACGGCAAGCACCCGCGCAUCGUUCGAUAGCAUGCACACCAGAGCAGGUGGAGCCGGCUCGGACUACUCGGACUAUGGAAGUUUGGGUCCGGAGUCUGGCGAAUCGUUGGCCAUGUCGACGGCGUCGAUGCUGGUGCUGCAGCAGCAAAUUCAGAUGCAGAACUAUCAGAUGAGGGAGCUGGGCGUGAUCCCGACCGGGAUGGUUGGGGCGAUGAUGGGAAGAGGAGUGGAUGGGGAAGAGCGGAUGUCGAAGCGUGUGGUUGAUGCCGAGAAAGCGAAAGAGGGGCAAGAUGGGCUGGUGCAGCAGUACGGCGCGAUGCGGCUUGGGGGACGGUCAUCUUCCGAGUUUGAGAGUGACCGAGAAGAGGCGCGGAGCAGCCAGGACAGCGACAGCAGAGACCGACAGGGAGGCGCAGCAGGCGGGCUUCGACACAUGGUUUCGGACUCAGUCUUGGCAGCAUCAUCCAAAGAAGCCGAGGGCAGCAUCGGCUCGCUUCGGCAGCGUCGUGCGAAGCCACCCAUCUCGAUCGCGCUCGCCCCCUCGCACAAGCACAGCACCAGCACCAACGGCACCAGCAGCAGCAGGUUCAGCGCGGACCUCAUUGGCGCGGCGAUCCCGCUGCGCAAAAAGCUCAGCCGCUCCGUCCUCUCUCCCACCGCCACCAGUGGUGCCAUCCACUCGCCCCCGCCCUGCCCGCCGCCCUCGACGCCCCUGCCGGACCUGCCUGUGCCUCGGUCGGCGCCUCUCGUGGCUGCCGACGGUAGACGCACGCUCGCCAGCAAACGCUCGUUUGUCCGCUCCUCUUCGACGCCCGUCUCGCCGCACGACGCACACCCGCCCUCCCAGCGUCAUCGCGCUCAACGGGGAGCCCCCAAGAGCCAGAGCUGCACCCUCGACCCUGCUCCCGCCUUUACACGCUUACCCGCAUCCGCCUCGGCGUCAACGUCGCACGACGGAGGCUCAACGGCAGACUCGAGCGUGCUCCACACCCCGCCGUUGACCGGCGGACUGCCGUUCGCGUUCACGCCGAUCUACGGCGUGGCACCGCAGAGGGAGCAGCAGCAGUUCCAGCAGCCGGUCACGCCGCUCUCGGCUCAGACGGACACCUCGGUCGCGACUCCGGUCUCUGCGCAGCCGAGGGUGGUGGGCGUCGUGGGUGGCAAGUUUGACUCGCUGCUCGCGUUCCUCUCUUCCGAUCACAGUGGAGCCGACAAGGGCGAUGCAGGAGAAAGGAGAAGACAGAGUAAAGCGGCAGCAGAGGGUGGUGGUGCAAACGAUGUGCUGGUCGCGACGAGCAGUGCGGCGUCGGACGAGGUCGUGUAUGGUCUGGCUCUGUAA